This is a messenger RNA of Neltuma alba, 1354 nucleotides long. Its product is annotated as zinc transporter 8-like. NCBI's taxonomy places the organism in Eukaryota, Viridiplantae, Streptophyta, Magnoliopsida, Fabales, Fabaceae. The transcript is spliced from 3 exons. Gene Ontology annotation, cellular component: plasma membrane. Gene Ontology annotation, molecular function: zinc ion transmembrane transporter activity. The record is from RefSeq and is a predicted model, not a curated record. Gene Ontology annotation, biological process: zinc ion transmembrane transport. The coding region runs from base 137 to 1204 and encodes 355 amino acids.
UGAAUCAAAUCAAAUCACCCACAUAAAACCAAUUGUUCCAGUUUUACGUGUCGCCAUAUUUUUCAAUAAAUCCCACCAAAAUUUCUCUCACGCCCACUUUAAGUGCUUCUCCGGUUUCUCCCUUUCUCGAAACACCAUGAUGGCGGCCAGAGCAUCCAAGGCCUUCGUCUUCUUCGCCUUCCUCCUGGUUGUGCUUCCUGCUUUGGUUGUCUCAGAGUGUACAUGUGAAGAUGAAGACGAAGAUCGUGACAGAGACAAGGCUCUGAGGUACAAAAUAGCAGCCAUAGCUUCUAUACUAAUUGCGAGUGCUGUCGGAGUUUUGAUUCCGGUCAUAGGAAAGUUUGUGCCGGCUUUAAGUCCCGAGAAGGACGUCUUCUUCAUGGUCAAGGCGUUUGCCGCUGGCGUGAUAUUAGCCACCGGAUUCAUUCACGUCCUCCCUGAUGCCUUCGAAAACUUGACGUCUCCUUGCCUGAGCGAUCAUCCAUGGGGAGACUUUCCCUUCACUGGUUUUGUCGCCAUGUGUACGGCCAUGGGAACCCUAAUGGUGGACGCUUUCGCCACUGUGUAUUUCAAGAAACACCAUAUGAACAAUAAUGGCCCGAUUGAAGCCGGCAAUGAUGUAGACGAAGAGAAAAACUCAGCACAUGAUGGUCAUCUUCAUCUUCACACUCACGCCACUCAUGGCCAUGCCCAUGGAUCAUCUGAUUCUGCUUCAUCUCAGCUCCUUCGUCACAGAGUCAUAUCACAGGUAUUGGAGCUGGGGAUAAUAGUUCAUUCAGUGAUAAUUGGGAUAUCUUUGGGAGCAUCUGAGAGUCCCAAAACCAUAAGGCCUUUGGUUGCUGCCUUGACAUUUCAUCAAUUUUUUGAAGGCAUGGGUCUUGGAAGCUGUAUCACUCAGGCGAAAUUCAAGAACAAAACUAUUACAGUGAUGGCUUUGUUCUUUGCUCUGACGACUCCAGUAGGAAUAGCCAUUGGAAUAGGAAUUACGAAUGUGUAUGAUGAGAAUAGCCAGAAUGCUUUGAUCGUUGAAGGAAUAUUUAACGCAGCAUCGGCAGGAAUCUUAAUAUAUAUGGCACUUGUUGAUCUUUUGGCUGCAGAUUUUAUGACUGAUAGAAUGCAAAAUAGCAGUCGUCUUCAGAUUGGAUCAAAUUUAUCCUUACUUUUAGGUGCUGGUUUAAUGUCUCUUAUAGCUAAAUGGGCUUGACGUAGUACACUUCAUUACUUGUAAUUUUCAGUUGCUUAGCACGAAAGAAAAGUUUUUGUUCUUGUAAUUUUGAAGUCUUUGUUUUCCAUAGCCAGUUAUAAAUAAGUUGGAGAUAAGUUGUUCUAUUUGUAACAUAUUUAUUUGGAUAAA